Trichoderma reesei QM6a is the source of this 1972-nucleotide messenger RNA. RefSeq lists its product as uncharacterized. Lineage: Eukaryota; Fungi; Ascomycota; Sordariomycetes; Hypocreales; Hypocreaceae. The coding region runs from base 1 to 1920 and encodes 639 amino acids. The record is from RefSeq and is a predicted model, not a curated record. The transcript is spliced from 2 exons.
AUGAAGCGCUGCUUUGGCCUCCUGUUGGCAGGAUGCUGCUCCGUGCUGGCCACGGCCCGAGCCGGCGCUUCCACCACCAAGGACGCCUUCGACUGGGACUCCAUCACGCCCAGCGAUGACCUCGAGUACCACGACUGCUACGGCGGGUACAAGUGUGCUCGCCUCCAGGUGCCCCUGAACUGGCUCAACGAGACCGACGCGAGAGUGGCCACCAUCGCCAUGAUCAAGCUGCCCGCCGUCGUGCCGGACGACGACCCGACCUUUGGCGGCGCCAUCUUCACCAACCCAGGAGGGCCCGGCAGCUCCGGCGUCGACUUUUUGCUCGUCAUGGGCCGCUAUCUCCGCCACACGGCCGACAAGCCGGGCCGUCGCCACUACGAAAUCAUCUCCUUCGACCCGCGCGGCAUCGGCAGGACGGCCCCAGCUUCCGACUGCUUCGACAACAACCUGCUGGCGCGGGACGCCUUUCUCCUGGAAAACCGCGGCAACGGCGCCCUCACCAACGGCGACGGCGUCAUCGCCUACAGCAUGGCCAUCAUGGACGCCUUUGGCCAGCGCUGCCAGCAGGCCGGCGAAGACGCCAUGGCCUUUGUCGGGACGCCCAACGUCGCCCGCGACAUGGUCGAGAUGGUCGACAAGGUCGACGAGCUGCGCAAAAGGGAGGCGGCUGCUCGGGAGUCCGAGAACAAGGGCGACGACUCUGCUGUGCGAACAGAGCUUAGGAAGCGCGCUGCUCCCAGGAGGAAACCGGCCGAGCUUGGUGACGAACCGGGCGAUGUUCCGCGUCUUCAGUACAUUGGCUUCUCUUACGGCACGGUGCUGGGCAAUUACUUUGCCUCCAUGUUCCCAGGCCGCGUCGGUCGUCUGAUCCUCGACGGCGUGUGCAAUAUCCAGGACUACGCAACCGGUCCAGGCUGGCUCACAAACACCGUCGACUCAGACGAAAUAUUCGACAACUUCUUCGAAGGCUGCGCCGCCGCCGGCCCCGAGGUCUGCGCCCUGGCCCGCCCGUCCGACACUCGCGGCGCAUCCGACAUCCGCCGCCGCUUCGACAGCUUCCUCUCCGAUCUGGACCAGAAGCCCAAGUCGGUGCUGCUCGACUCGGGCGACGUCGUCGUCGUCACCAGCUGGGACGUCCUCAUCCUCGCCGGCAGGGUGCUCUACAACCCCGCUCCCCUCUUCAAGGUCCUCGCCCGCAAGCUCAACGACUUCAUCGCCGGCGACCUCACCCAGAUGGCCGUCAUGGCGCUGGGCCUCGGCAUGGUGCCCGCUAUGCAGGACGCCUGCCCUCUGGACCGCGCAAACGUCACCAAGCCCACCAUUGUCAUCGAGAGCCAAAACGCAGUCGUCUGCUCCGACGGCGACGACGUCUCCGGCAAGGACCUCGCCUGGUGGCGCAGGUACGUCCGCAGCCAGCUCGACGUCUCCCGCGUCUUCGGCGCCACCUGGUCCACCAUCCGCAUGCCCUGCUCCGGCUGGCGCAUCCGCCCCAACUGGUCCUUCAAGGGCCCCUUCACCACCCCGGACCCGGACCCUGCCCUCAGGCCCGGCCGCCCCGCCGCCCCCAUCCUCUUCCUCUCCAACCGCCUCGACCCCGUCACCCCCCUCCGGGCCGCCCAGGCCAUGGCCGCGCAGCACCCCGGCGCCCGCGUCCUCGUCCAGGAGGCCAUGGGCCACUGCGCCGUGGCCUCUGCCCCCAGCAAGUGCACCAGGCGCGCCGUCGCCGACUACUUCGAGUCCGGCGUCAUCCCCUCUGACCUGUCGCCCUGCAACGUCGAGUGCCGCCCCUGGGACACUUCUUGCCCGGCCACGGACGACGCUGCCCUCCACAACAAUGAUGACGAGAUGGAGGCCAUGGCCUCCUGGUUCAACAGAGACGAGGCUGUUUGGCACAGGAAAUCACCUCUUGGAUUACUUUAGCCCUGUCUCCUUCGUUGAACUGUUUCGCAACUUGGCGCUGCUAGCAUACAUG